Apis mellifera (honey bee) is the source of this 2103-nucleotide messenger RNA. RefSeq lists its product as uncharacterized. Bases 139 to 1947 code for a protein of 602 amino acids. The transcript is spliced from 4 exons. Lineage: Eukaryota; Metazoa; Arthropoda; Insecta; Hymenoptera; Apidae. The record is from RefSeq and is a predicted model, not a curated record.
GAGUGUAUCGAUUGAUUCUGCGAAACAGUCUCUGUAACGAAGACAGUCUUUGGGGAUUUGGAAAGUGUUCUCAGGAAUGCCAGUCUCGCAUAUAUGUAUGUUACGCUAUAAAAUGUUGCGACAUGAGCACAAUGGCAAAUGUUAAUAGUACUCUCGAAGCUUCGAAUAACUUUGGACCAGUUUGAAAUUUUAACGAAGGAAUUGAGUUUGGUGUUGAGUGCUUGCAAAAAGAUAGAAGUAAACAACAUUGGCGUUGUAACUGAUUCAAGGACAUUUGUUCAACCAUCUUUAAAAGCGGUUCCUUUGAUCAAUAUCAACGACGUUGAUCAUCUCUCACGGGUUGAAAGAGAUCAAAAUCUGCACACAUUCGUCGUAAUUCCAUCGACUGUUGAACAUUUAGAAAGUACAAUAACGAAAUUAGAACGCACAACCUGGUGGAAUCCAUCUGCGCUCUACGUUAUUCUAGACGACAACGUUGCGCGGAAUGGUUGCAAAAACGCUCGUCCUUUCUUAAAAACCGCUUGGAACAAAGACCUGCUAUCCUCCGUAUUCUUCUGUAUCAUGGAACACCGCAACACCGAAUUCAGAAUGUACACGUUCAACCCGUUUACCUCGCGAGCACCAAAAUCCUGGCAGAAAAUGAGAGAGGGGACAAACGAGACAAACAAAAAUCGCGAUCAUUCCUGGACUCUGUUCACCCGAACAUUUCAUCCUGGUCGGACAACCUGCGGCAAUUUGGACUUCGCGAAAACAGGCACACUGGGAGGAUACAGAAUGAAGGGAAUGGGUCUGCACAACCCGCCCAGCCUGACGAUCGAUCCUUCGAAAGGAAGUGGAGGCAAGCUGGGCGGUUUCAACGGCAUAAUAACGGAAAUACUGUUGUCCAAGUUGAACGGGAGCAUGACGGUAACAGGGAUCACGAACGACACUCGUUCCUACAAGUUCUUGCACUUGGUGGCGAGUGGGAAGUACGACGUGUUCCUGAAUACUCAGUACGUGUUCAAUAAACCGAAUAUAACCACCACUUAUCCCCACGUGAACUCGGGUAUCAGUAUUCUGACCAGGUAUCCGGAUAACGAGGCGGUAUACGUAAAGGUGUUGAAGUUCAUGAACCCUGUGUUCAUUUUGUGUUGCGCGGUGGUUGGUGUGAUCACCGUGAUAAUUCUCGAGGUGUUCGUGGGUCGAGGAAUGAUUCACGCGAGCUUAGAAAUGAUCCGAGUGGCGUUGAACAAUUCUAUGACGCGCUUCCCUGAACAAGGUGCAUUGAGAGUCUAUUUGAUCACCGUAUUCCUCUUAUUCAUGCUCACCUCUUCGACGUUCCAGAGUAAUCUGUCUUCUUUGCUCACCUCGUCGAUUCCUAGAUUGACGAUAGAUUCGGACGAAGAGUUGAAGACGUCUGGUUUCGAGAUCUACGCGUAUCACGGUUACAGAAAUGCCGUGUUCGACGACGUGCUGUUCACUCGUGUGAAGAUGGUGGAUCAUUGGGAUUGUAGCGAGUACGUGAGGAAAGAUAGGAACGUGGCCUGCGCCGCGGACAGGACCACGUUGCUGAAAAUCGCUUUCGAGAAGGGGCUUCAUCUGUCCAAGCAUAGGAUAAAUACUUUGUUCUCGGCAUACGUGGUACGCCCUAAUUGGCCGUUGAAAGAUAGAUUCACUUCGAUGUUGCUGCAUCUGUCGGAGACAGGAUUGAUCGAUCAUUGGUGGGAGAAGGUGAUGGCCAAAUACGUGCACAAAUGGUUGAAGAGGACUGAGAAGAGGACCGAGGAUGAGAAGAGAAAUUUCACCGUGAUGACGUUGAACGAUCUCGAUUUCGCGUUCUACAUCCUCGCGUUCGGGCUUUUCGCGUCCGCAUUGAGCUUUCUGAUAGAGAUAUCGACGCGGCGCCUAAGAGUAACGCUUGAGAGAAGGGAAAAGAACGACUUUCCCAUUUUUCCGUUCACUCUUUGAGAUAUCUUCUUUUCAAUUUAACGGAUACAAAAUUCUUUUUCUUCGUAGUAUAGUUCGUUCAAGAUUCGAGAAAAACAAUUAUAGAUAUAAUUAUAAUUCGUAAGUGGAACUAGCGGGAGGAGAUUGAAGAAUAAAUGUUAAUUGGUCAAUAUUGUA